AAAGUGUUCCAUAUUGGAGUUACCUCGUUAAUUAGCGUGCUGUAACUGCUUCUAUGCCGCUCAAAUGUAGCAGUGGUGUUACAUAGUUCCUUUUAUUAUCUUCUUUAGGACAGAAAAUCAUCUUGUGUUGAUACACAUAGAAUUGAACUAUCGUGUCAUCCAGUGGAUAUUUGCAUUUCGUGGAAUAUUCCAUAGUGGUAUGGCAUAAUUUGUUCUUAUUCGUAAUAGUAACGUAGUAAAUAUUGCUUCCUCUUGCGACGGUCUAAAUUUUGUUAUGGUUGCAUUACUUCUGUGAUAUAAAAAGGUUAUAUAUCAUGGAUUAUUACUAAAAUGCAUGGGAUUCGUAAGGAAGACGUUUACAAGACUCCUGAGGAGAAGGAGGCUUAUACCUUGAAGUUAUCCAAGGGCUUCAAGUUGUUGGAUUCAUUUGUAUCUAGUGUUCGUAAUAGCGACGAUGAGACAUCCGAUUCCAGUAUAUUCAAUGAUGAAAGCGAGGCAGAUCGCAUGUUUGCUUUAUCGACUGACAUUAUUGAUUUCAUGCCAGAGUUUUAUCCAUCAUGGCAUUAUCGUAAGAAUUACUUCUUAAGACACCGUUCAGAUAGGGAGCAUCUAAAGACAUUAUUGUUUUCUGAGCUGAAUAUGCUUAUGAGUAUAUUAAAGAAUUCUCCAAAAUCUUUUGCUGUUUGGCAGCAUCGAUUGUGGGUUUUGACUAUGUUGUUUAGUUUGCGCCCUGAUGGUCUAAUUGACUUAUUGAACAAAGAAUUAUCGCUAUGUAUGUUAUUGUUCAACAAGGACGGUCGUAAUUUCCAUGGUUGGGGUCACGUGAAUUACGUUCGUCAUUAUCUCAAGUUGUUGGAAAGUGAUAUAUCUAGUGACAAUGAUUCACCUACGGAUAGAUUGUGUUAUUCAGAGUUUUCAAAGCUGAUUGAUAAAGACUUUUCAAACAGUUCGGCCUGGUAUCACCGUAGUCAUUUGAGCGAAACUCAGGGUUCGUUGGCGUCUGAGUUGAAAGUUAUCCGUGAAGGGAUAUACACGGAUCCCAACGACCAGUGUGUUUGGGAACACUUUGACUGGUUAUUAUAUCGUCGCAAUGCUUUACCUUAUUAUGUAGUUAAUUGCUAUUAUUGUAGUAAGAGUGGGAGUAUUUUAUUCUAUUUUAAUGAACCCGUGAACUUAAGCCCAAGUGAGAGCUAUAUUAUAGCAGGCACUUCCAAAGAUUCACGCUCUAAACUAGAUGGCGUCUGGAGUCCAAUUGAUUCGUCACCAGUAAUAUCUAAGAUCAAGAAUGCUAAUUUACGUGAGUACGCAUGGCGUUUCAAAUUGAGUUAUCCUGUCAACCAAGAUGCGUUGAUGCACGCAUCCCCUUUUAUUGUGGUGACUAUGAAAAGAGGGUCUAUUGAUUCAUUUUAUUCUCGCCUCAGGAGCAUGCCUAAGUGCAACGUGGAUGGUCAUAAUCUCAAUUCUCAUGAAAAUGUUCCGCAUCUAUUAGGUUUACGUUACAGUAUGGAGCUUCAUCAAAACAAUGAAUUUCAAAUUGACUUGGCAUCAUUGAAAUCUUUCCGUAGCCGAAUGGACACAUUAUAUGGGUGGGAUGAAACCACUGACUUGUUACGCAAUCCGAUAUUACUUCCCGGGACAAAGCGCAUUGUAUCCAUAGGUCAGGGUGUUAAUGAGUUGGUACUGGAGGAUCAGCUGACAAUGUUAAAGGAAUUAGAUACCCUGGACUCUUCUAAGUACUUAAGGCUCGCUCUGUCUAAAAUAUCGAAGUACAUUGGAUGUUAUGAAAAAUCAACUGAGCUGUCCGGUUACCUUGGUUAUGGGACAAACAUGCAUCCUACUAUUUGUUCCGCUUUAAAGUCAUAUGAUGCUGUUACGCAAAAUUUGGAUUCUUCCAACAAUUCUUCGUAUGCUGACUUGAGUAACCUUGGCAUUAGUAAUCUACCAUAUCGUAUAUUGCAACCUCAUGUUAUGUUUGAGAGCAUAAAUCUUAAAGGAAAUCUACUAUCUGAUACGUCAUUAGUUGAUUUUGGGUUAUGCAUGUUGCUAAAUCUUCGUUCUGUUGAUUUGUCGGAAAAUCAAUUUCUUCAUUUAUCUAAGGUGUUAGAAUCAUUGCGUAACUUGCCAUUUCUUUCACGUAUCGAUCUCUCUGGGAAUCCUUUGACAAGAGAAGUCAUUACAGGAACUACGCAUAUACCACUAGAACUAUCCGAAAUUGAUAUAUCUGGCAGUCCAUUGGCUGAAUAUCUGGUUGAGGACGCCGGGAUAACAGACUCUACUACUUCAGAGCCAUUGCCAUGUGCUUCUAUCAUAGGCUUCAAGAUAGAUAAGCUAUGCACUAAUGAACAUUCUGAAGGAUCUACGGUUUUGACUGAUAAAUCAACUGCUGCUGCCAACCGAAUAUUAUUGACAAGAGAAGCAAAUUAAAACACUGGAAACAUA
Molecule: messenger RNA, 2439 nt
Organism: Babesia bovis T2Bo
Lineage: Eukaryota; Apicomplexa; Aconoidasida; Piroplasmida; Babesiidae
Product: Protein prenyltransferase alpha subunit repeat family protein
Exons: 7
Coding region: 331-2424 (697 amino acids)
Biological process (GO): protein prenylation
Cellular component (GO): cytoplasm
Molecular function (GO): protein prenyltransferase activity
Source: RefSeq, a predicted model, not a curated record